GACCAUUGGCCACUCGUUGAUGUUAAAGGCCAAACUCCUCCCUACAGAAUAUAACAGUCUACAACACAUUAACUAUCAAUCACAGCCUAUCCAUUGAACUUACCGGCGCAGAGCACAGCUACAUUUGAACAAGCCUAACUAGCCAGGGAACCAUUAAUAGAUCUCAGGUCUCACCAGCAACAUACUGUAAUUGGCCGUCACACGGUUGCGUGGAGGUGUCCUCUCUGCAAGGCUGAGCAGCAUGCUUCAGGAGAUCCUGGCCUUUGUUUUAAGCACCUCGGGGUGGGUGCUGGUGUCUUCUACCUUGCCGACGGACUACUGGAAGGUGUCUUCGCUUGAUGGGACGGUCAUCACCACAGCGACCUACUGGUCCAAUCUGUGGAAGACCUGCGUCACGGAUUCAACCGGAGUCUCCAACUGCAAAGACUUUCCCUCGAUGCUGGCAUUGAAGGGUUACAUCCAGGCAUGCAGGGCGCUGAUGAUUACAGCCAUCUGUCUGGGCUUUUUUGGUUCGAUUUCUGCUCUCAUUGGAAUGAAAUGCACCAAAAUCGGAGGAAGUGACAGAACCAAAGCCAGAAUUGUCUGCAUUGCUGGUGUGGAAUUCCUACUUAGUGGCAUCUGCUCACUCUCAGCAUGCUCCCUCUACGCACACCAGAUAACAGCGGAGUUUUUCAACCCAACAUAUGUGGCACAGAAGUAUGAACUGGGAGCUGCGCUCUUUAUCGGCUGGGCAGGUUCCAUCCUCUGUAUCCUCGGAGGCACCAUACUCUGCUUCUCCAUCGCAGGUUCCUCCAGCGAAAGCCACAGUCAGGCAAAGUAUAUCUACAAAGGUGCUGCCUCACAUUCCCAUAUCUCCUCCUUCCCGAGAGGGCAGGCUCAGUCUGUCAACCAGAGGCCGCCUCCAGACUACAGCAACUCCUCCAGGAUGCAGCACUUUGAUAAGAAUGCUUAUGUGUGAGGGAUGUGAAUAUAAAACACUUUUAGUCAAAGCCACUGGUGAGUCUUAAAAGCUCUACUAAGUGUUAAAGAUACAGCGUGCCAGAUGCAACGUGGUUGGUUCUGUCUAAAAGCGACAGAAUUUGCUGUUAUUAAUUUGUGACUCACUGAGAAUAUUUAAGCGUUUCAUCCAGGUGUCCAAAUUUGAAGUUGUGUAAUGCAGUUUACUCUCUGAUAUUGGGGAAUUUCUAUUUUCUAUACAGCAGACAACGUGUGUAUUUGGCCGUUGUACAUAUAACUGUGCAUUUAAUGAUAGGAUUAGUAUUGUAAUUAAACAGCAAAAUCAUAAACACUUGGUUUCUGGAUCGUUGUAAUAUAAUUUUUGCAUCAUUUUCUAUUUUUUUUAUGUGGUAGUGUGAAAUGUUGUGUAAGACAUUUUCUUUGUUGGUUGUAUUCUUUAACACAAGUAACCUGCACAUGUUGUUAAUCUGUAAUGACAGUACUUAAAACUGUGUCCAACACAGAUGCUCUUGUUUUCCAUUGCAUAACCAUUAACUACUUUGGAAACUCAAACUUGUAUGUAAGGCUCUGUUUUUUAAGAGGAGUGUAUGAGUAGAAAUAAAACAGAUAAAACUGA
This is a messenger RNA of Epinephelus moara (kelp grouper), 1573 nucleotides long. Its product is annotated as claudin-10-like. The record is from RefSeq and is a predicted model, not a curated record. NCBI's taxonomy places the organism in Eukaryota, Metazoa, Chordata, Actinopteri, Perciformes, Serranidae. Gene Ontology annotation, molecular function: structural molecule activity. The coding region runs from base 242 to 958 and encodes 238 amino acids. The transcript has 5 exons. Gene Ontology annotation, cellular component: plasma membrane; bicellular tight junction. Gene Ontology annotation, biological process: bicellular tight junction assembly; cell adhesion.